This is a messenger RNA of Manis pentadactyla (Chinese pangolin), 1205 nucleotides long. RefSeq names its product coiled-coil domain containing 32 (gene CCDC32). The coding region runs from base 162 to 701 and encodes 179 amino acids. The transcript is spliced from 4 exons. Gene Ontology annotation, biological process: cilium organization. Lineage: Eukaryota; Metazoa; Chordata; Mammalia; Pholidota; Manidae. The record is from RefSeq and is a predicted model, not a curated record.
AUCAAUCGACGAACAAAACAUCUCCAGGUCGGGCAAUGGUUGGAGGAUUCCAGGGAUCCGUCACUUGGAGAUCCCGCCCCCGGCUUCUCCCCGGCUGCCAGAGACGGAACGGAACCAAGCUCCGGCAGGCUGCUGGGUAGGCGGUGGCGCUCAGAUUCCACAUGAAAAUGUUUGAGAGCAUUGACUGUGCAGCCACAAGAUCUGGCCCGGAUCUUUGGGCUGAAAUCUCUUCCCAUCUGCCAAAUCCUGACCAAGAGGAUGGCACCAACAAUGCCUUCUCAGACUCCUUUAUGGAUUCUUACUCUGCAGGCGCAGGCCAUACGGAGGCCCCAGACUUCGCUGUUCAGCCAGCUGUAAAGCCCUGGGCUCCCUUGCAGGAUUCAGAAGUGUAUUUAGCAUCUCUAGAGAAGAAAUUGAGAAGAAUCAAAGGUUUCAAUCAGGAAGUGACUUCUAAGGACAUGCUUCGAACCCUGGCCCAAGCCAAGAAGGAAUGUUGGGAUAGAUUCCUCCAGGAGAAGUUAGCGUCAGAGUUCUUUGUGGAUGGACUUGAUUCUGAUGAGAGCACCUUGGAACAUUUUAAGAGAUGGCUGCAGCCAGAUAAAGUAGCCAUCAGUACAGAGGAGGUCCAGUAUCUGAUUCCUCCAGAGUCGCAGGUUGAGAAACCAGGAGCCCAGGACAAGCCAGCUGCAGUGGAACAGUAAAUUACACACUCACAUGCCAAGCGGCUGUCUUGGGUCCAGGGGAACAGCGGAAAGCGUGGCGGCUAGGGAGGGGAUAAACCAGACUUCCACUCCACAAAGCCAACAGCCAUGGGCCCCUGAGGACUUACUUGGGGCUGGCAUGUGUGACUGUCUAGGACAAAGUGACUGACCCAGUGCAUGUGGAUUGAAUCCUGUUUCCUCCACGUUUCACGCCUUGCCUGGGCUCUGUUGCUGCUGGGGAGAAGUCUGCUAAGAAUCUCAUGAAGAACCAAGUGUGAAAGGAUUUGGAGAAACGGAUGCCCUUGUGUAUAAUGUACAAGUUAGGGGAGCCAUACUUUUUCUUGCCUCUUCUGGAUGUUCCCAUCUGUGUCCCAAGCAUUCCCUCAGCAAAUUGUCAGGGGUGAGCAGGGUCAAGGAGCGUGAACUCUGCCUCCUUGAAUCCAAGCCCCAUGUGGGGCUUCUCUAACAAGUCGGUAAUAAAUACAGGGACUUAAGGAAAAAGAA